Molecule: messenger RNA, 1916 nt
Organism: Ictalurus punctatus (channel catfish)
Lineage: Eukaryota; Metazoa; Chordata; Actinopteri; Siluriformes; Ictaluridae
Product: apolipoprotein A1/A4/E family protein
Exons: 3
Coding region: 684-1622 (312 amino acids)
Source: RefSeq, a predicted model, not a curated record
AGAUCACGGAAAGCAAUUUCUGGAAGUUUCUGGGACUUUUGUGCCUUGACAGCCACAUAAGACAUAUCCAUGUUAAAAUUAAUAGUGCCAAUUUUUUAUCCUGCAGUAAAUAUAAUGACCUCAUCUACACCAUUUGUUUUUUGAACCAGUCAGACACUCGGAUUUAUGGACAAUCUUUUAAUCAAUAUUUAGUUUGAUGUGAAGUAACACAUUUAUCAGUGUACAUCCGUGUGUAAACCACAUCUGGUAGUAAAAUCAUCAGAAGUAACUUUGACCUCACCUGACUCUGCGUCAUUCCCGACCUUGGUAUGACGACAUUAAGAUUACUUUGAACAACAAUUGUCCGGAAUGUUUGAGCUACGAGACAGCCAAUCAAAGGGAUCACUGCCACUUCUCGCAGCAGUCUGCUAUCAUAUUGACGCUCCACGUGGUACAGCAUCUGUUGACACAGGCAGAGUGCAGGAAGGUCUCUGAUAAGAGAUUGCUUUAAAAGACGGGAUUGAGAGGUGUACCUUACAGACCCUUACGACAAGGUAAGAACUGGACACAUGAAAGUCACAAUAUCCUGACUUGAGCUGUGACGUUUACAAGGUUCUGAUCAUCAAUAAUUCCCUCUGUUUCUCCUAUAUUUCAGAUUGGAUACAAAAGCUUUCUUUAAAGAAAUUAAAAAAAAAAAAAAAAACAUGUUUCGAUAUGUGAUCUUUGCUGUGACACUGUGGAUCACAACAGCGUUUCCUGUCAGUCAAGAUCCUGCAAGUCGAGAAGGAUUUUGGAGUAUCCAGGAUGAAAGUGCAAACUUGGCCAUUGAUAAAAAAGAUGGCACCAAGCAGUCUGAUGGAAUGUGGAAGAGCCACGUGGUGAGCAGUGACCUUUACUCCCCAGACUCCCUGAACUCCAUGGCAGCUGAUCUCAGGCACAAACUGAGCCAAGAGUCAGACCGUCUACGAGCUCGCUUGAGACAAGAGCUUCUGGAUCUCCGUCAGAGGCUAUCUCCUUACCCCAGCCACCCCCAGGUCACCCCAACUAAUGUCCACGAGCUCCUGUCUCCCUUUACCAAGAGCCUUCAGUUGGCUCUCGAAUCCAACACCCAACAACUCUGCGGUCAUCUCAUGAUGACCGUCCAAGGGGUUCAAUCCAAUGGACCUUCGCUCUACCAAGACGCAACAGAGAAGAUAAGUCAAGCUAUGGAUGAGAGUCAUAAGAGAAGAACUGCUGCCUUUGAGGACUUUAAAACAAAGGCAUUUGAGGCAGUUGAGGAGGACAAAGACAGCAGUAGGAAGGAUCUAUGGGAGGAGGUGACGGCCAGGCUGGGCCAAGAGAUCUGCUCAUUCAGUUUGGAGGCACAGGGCAAGAUUGCAGCACUGAAAGUCUCAUUAACAACACUCCUCACAUCAUCAGAACCCUUAGGAGCUGAAAUGGUUUCCAAAGUGGACCAGUUCUGUGACGGUUCCUCAAGGCAGAAUCAUAAAUUUAUUGCUGAUUUAGUGCAGCAAAUAUCCAGGCUUGAGGAAAAGCAGAGUAAAGGCGAGUCAUCAAGUCAUGUAAACAUAGACUCCAUACAAGAGGAUUUCUCCACCAGACUAAAUGCCUUACUCCAGGACAUUGUACACAGUAUAAACUAGACAGACACCUCUCCCUCUCCAUUCAUGUUACAACAGCCUCUUUAUUGUAAAUAGAAGUGAGACUGCACUGUGUGAAUUAUUGUCUUUUUGUAGAAGACUGUCUCUUAAAAUGUCUAGUAAAGACAACUUUUUAUACAGAAAAGAAAAAUGUAGUGACUGUGUAGGUUAUUUUAUUUACAGUCCAGUGCAAGAAAACACGAAUGGUCCAUGUUUUUUUUAGAUGCAGGUUUAUUAAGUUCUGUGUAAUCAAUAUCUAAAGUGUUCUAUUUUUUAAAUAAAUGUACAUAAAUUGAA